Messenger RNA from Saccostrea echinata, 2566 nucleotides. RefSeq names its product polyadenylate-binding protein-interacting protein 2-like. Gene Ontology annotation, biological process: negative regulation of translational initiation. Gene Ontology annotation, molecular function: mRNA regulatory element binding translation repressor activity. NCBI's taxonomy places the organism in Eukaryota, Metazoa, Mollusca, Bivalvia, Ostreida, Ostreidae. Bases 15 to 353 code for a protein of 112 amino acids. The record is from RefSeq and is a predicted model, not a curated record. The transcript has 3 exons. Gene Ontology annotation, cellular component: cytoplasm.
AUAAAAAAGCAAAGAUGAAUAUGAAAUUACCACCCUACCUCCAGGACGAAGUAGAUGAUGUUAUUCCAUAUGCUAAUGAUGACAUUGACUUCUCUGAAUUUGAGUGGAUGGCAGACCAAGAAUUAGAGGAAUUUGAUAAACAAGUAGAAGAAGAGUUCUGGGAGGGUGAGUUCAUUGAGGCAUGUUUUGAGGAGAUGCUCAAAGAGGAGGAGGAGAGGGAAAUGACAUUUUAUCCAUCAUAUCCUGACCACCCCCAUCAGACAGUGGAUUGUCCCAAUAAGGUGUUUUCUAGUAAAUUGAAUCCAAACGCUCCUGAAUUCAUCCCUAGAAAUUCCAAGAAAGGAAAAGCAUAGCCAUGCAGGAGCCAAGUAGUCUACAUUUUUCAAAUAGGGUUGCAUUGAAAACAGUUGUAAAUGCAUUAUACCCUAAUUGUCUUUCAUGGAGAGAAAAAAAUUACAAAAAAAUUAAUACUCCCGACAUUCGUGUAUGGCUGUGGAUCUGCAUGUGUUCGUUUAUGUUUGUUUGUUUACUGGUGUAUUGUUUUAAAUGUGUUAUGAUAUCUCCACAAGAAAGACUGAGAAAUGUUUCAUGGUUUCAUGUGCAUAUUGUUUUCAAAAAGUGCUAUAUUGGUGCACAUUUUUUUUUUCAGGUAAAUGUUUUCACUUUAUGUUUAGGACACAUUGAAGACAUCAAUGUCCUAUUGUUUUCCUUCAAGUGCUCAGAGUUGCCUUUCUUUGUAUAUGAUUUCUACUUUCUCUUACCUAAUUCUUGAUAAGAACUCUAUAACAGAGGUUAAAUAUUCAAUUUUUAUAAAGAAUAACUUUUUCAAAUCUGUAUUCUUGAUUAACUGGAGGGAUGAUUUUAGAUAAUGAGAUAAACUGUAUGGUGUAUAUUUACAAUAUAUAUACAUUUAUCACAUGUUUACCCCUUUAUAAAGUAGAUAUUGCUCAUAUAUCAUUUUCAUAUCAACAGUUGUGACAUCACAAUGGUUUUUAUCUUAAAUUGAUGAAGUCAAAUGCAGUGGAUUGAUAUUUAAAAACGUAUAUAAAAACUGUGUAGAACAUGUUAUAGCUGUGUGUAAAACAUUUGAUAAAAAAAAUCUCCCUUUGGCUUGUGGAUGGAUGUAAUUGUAUGUUUUCUUUCCCCUCACCAAGGCUUGGGGAUCAUAUCAUAUCCAACUACAAACCAUGGGAGAUCCUACCCUUACAGAAAUUUCUGAUAAGUGACUUAUAAGUGAUUUAUUCUUUUACUUAUAAGUUGUUUAUACUGGACUUAUACUUCACUGAUACAUUUAUUUUAUAAGUGACUGAUCAGUGACUCAUUAGGAUUUUAUAUGCAAAAGUUGUUGUUUUUUUGUUUUGUUUUUUUACAUAUAUACAUAUGCAUCUUCACCUAAGAUGAAAUAAUUAAGUUAACAUUUUAUGAAAAAUAUUCCCUCUCAUAUGACAUUCUUUGAUGAUGCAAACUUUAUAUAUUAUUUCAGUUCACAAACAAAAAUGUUGGACAAAAAAAAUCAAUUAAGAUUUAAUGACCUUGAGGUUUCUUCAAAUUUAUGAAAUCUGAAAGCAACUGAGUCAAUUGAUUUAAAAUUUCAGGCAAAGGAAGUUAAAAUAAAAAGAUGAUGUGAAUAGAACCUACUUGUUGAACCUGAUGUGAAGGCAUAUUCAAAAUAAAUUUGAAAUCUCCAACAACAUCCUUUCACAGAGACUUAGUUUCAAAUUCUUGUUGUUUAUCUCUUCAGAGACAAAGUUUCUGAUUGGUUAGCUUGAAUACUCAAGACAAGUCUAGUAUAGUGUAAAAAUUUUAAGUCCACACUAUUCUGGCUAAUACCAUACUGAUCUUCACUUAUAAGUGAAGUAUAAGUGAAAUAUUUACUGAUAUGUUGCUAAUCUUCACUUAUAAGUGAAGUAUUAACAAAAUCUGUUCCUCACUUAUACUUUUUUUGACUUAUAGUACACUUAUAAGUAAAUUUCAAAACUUAUAAGUGACUUAUAAGUGGCUUAUAAGUGAAGUAUAAAACACUUAUAAGUUUUUAUUGGUUUUUUCUGUAAGGGUAUGUAUAUGUUCUUGAUUUCACAUACGAUAUAUCUGGAAAACUUGACAUUAUAAAGUUUGUAUUAAAAUUUCAAUAUAAUCAGAAACCAAGAUUCUCUGAAAUUCAAAGAAAAGUAGAAAAUGAAACACUGACAUUAAUUUCGGUCUAUACAAUGAAAUACAAUUUUGAGGAAAAUUGUAGAUAUGCAUCUUUAAAACUUAGAAUAUUUCCUCCAGUUUAAUCUAAAUGUUAAUAUGUUUCUGUAUGGUCAUUAUCUUAAAUGUAAUGAACAAAGCUCCAGUCAUGUCUUAAUCAGGAAUCCUUCACUGUAAUAUUAAUUCAAUCAGUAUAAUGUGUGUGUAUGUAAAGAUCUGUCAGUUUAAAACUGUCAAUUUCAUUGUAGGUGCCUUUUAAUUUUCAGAUUGUUUCAUGUAACUUUUUUUUCACUUAUGUUUUUUUUAUUAUUGUUUUUUUUUUAUAUUAUCACACGGUGCCAACUGACAGGUUUUUUUAGGAAUAAAUUUUUUUUGA